This is a messenger RNA of Chondrus crispus (carragheen), 3495 nucleotides long. Its product is annotated as beta-galactosidase family GH35. The transcript has a single exon. Gene Ontology annotation, cellular component: vacuole. Gene Ontology annotation, biological process: carbohydrate metabolic process. The record is from RefSeq and is a predicted model, not a curated record. Bases 1 to 3495 code for a protein of 1164 amino acids. Lineage: Eukaryota; Rhodophyta; Florideophyceae; Gigartinales; Gigartinaceae. Gene Ontology annotation, molecular function: beta-galactosidase activity.
AUGUCCGUGCCCGCUUCCGUCUCCGCCGCGGCUACGGUGCCCUCAGCGGCCGCGCACCGCUCGCGCGAGACCACAGCGUACGACUUCGCGCGCUACGCCUCCGUCAUCGAUUGGACCCCCACCUCGCUCCUCAUCCGCGGCAAGCCGGUCGCCCUCCUCUCGGCCGAGUUCCACUACUUCCGCGUGCCGGACCGCGUGAGAUGGCGCCCCAUCCUCCUGGAUAUCAAGGCCAUGGGCUUCAACGCCGUGCGCCUCUAUAUACACUGGGGCUACCACUCCCCCGCCGAGGGCGUGUACAACUUCCGCGGGAAUCGCGACAUCGACUUUCUCCUCGCCCUGUGCGCGGAGCUGCAGCUGUUCGUCAUAGCCGCCCCCGGCCCGUACAUUUGCGCAGAGGUACAGGCUGGUGGCUUUCCCAUCUGGCUCAUCGCCAAGAGGCACCUCCGCGUCCGCCACAUGUCGCUGCCGCCGCUGGGGCUAGUGAAGAAGUGGGACCACGCCUUCCACGCGUACUGCGUGGAGUACAUGCGGAAGAUACUGUCGUUCCUGGUCAAGUAUGAGCUCACGACAAACCCGAACGGCUGCAUCAUCGCCCUGCAGAUUGAGAACGAGCUGCGCCAGCCGCCGGUGCUAGGCGUCGGCGGCCUGGACCAGGAGAUCCGCCUGAUGUGCGAGGUCGCGCGCCAGGCGGGUUCCACCGUCCCCAUCUUCCAUAACGACGACAGCCCCAUCGGCUCAUGGUCCGCCGGUGACGACUACCGCUCCGCGCGGAAGCUCUUCAUGAAGACGGGGCGCAAGGCUUACCGCACAGACUUGUACGGCUUCGACUUGUACUUCACCUUCCCGCCGGGCGACCGCUCCGGCGACCUCUCCUCCAUCCAGGUCGGCAUGCUCGAGCUCUUUGGCGUCUCGGCCUGUCUGAAUUGCUGCGGGAUCGGGGGGGCUGGCGUGGGGGGGUCGGACACUGCCUGCUUGUCAUGCCUGUAUGAGAACGGCUCGCGCCGCGCGCCGCCGCCCAGGCUCGCUUGGGCUGCCACUAAGCAAAUGGAGAACGCCGUCGACUCCUUGGAGAAGAAGCUCAACGGCUUCAACGGCAGCGCCAGACAUGCCCCGGCCUUUGUCGCAGAGACGCAGGUCGGCUGGAUUAACCAGUGGGGCCGCUUCCGCACGUACGAUGACAUCUACAACUUCUUCGGUGACUGGUUUUCCGCCACCCUGCAAAACUCGCUUCUCGCACAGGGCGUCACGUUUGCAAACCAUUACAUCGCAUAUGGCGGUACCAACCAUGGCACAGUCGGCGAUACCGAAGUGUAUUCGUCGUACGACUACUCGGCCUUCAUUCGCGAGUUUGGAAUGCUGAGUAAGCGCGGACGCGUGCUGAGACAUGUCAUGCUAUUUGCACGCAGUUUUGCGGAGAGGGGGCUCUCCGACUCAGUUUUGUCCGAGGCCGGAGGUCGUGGGAGAUCCACGACCUUGUCGCGCGUCAAAGCCACCGUGCCCACGGCAUUGCUGGCGGUGCGGAGGCCGAAUGGGAACGGUACACCUGCCGCUUCGGCCGUGCCGAACUAUGCGUUUUUGCGCAAUCUCAAGGUAGAAAACUUGAGGUUUAAUCUUCUUGUGGAUGGCAUGGUGUUGCCGUGUCAACUUACCAGGUGCGAGAGUAUGGUCGCGCCUUUGUACUAUAAUCUGGAUGGUUCCAACCUCUCAAUUUUUGCGUGCACAGUUCCGGUCGUGUGCAGAACGACAUUGGAUGGAAAUGAGAUGUGGGUUUUGCGAGUGCGCCCUGGGGAGGUGGGGCACCUUGUUCUUAAAACCGGAGCGGAAUCGGGGAGGGGGAGACAGGGUGUUGCUGUGAAAUGGGCAAAGCUGUCGUCUCAGGGUCAGGGUUCAGGUGGCGUGUCGAGUGGCGAGGUGUCUGCAACGGAUCAAGACCAUGGCGCUGCCACAUCCCUUUUGUCCGCCGCGCUGGAGGAACUUCCGCUUUCGGGGCAAACCGUUCAAAGAGACGACCAAAAUCCGUUCGCAGUGCGUACAAGCACGGAGGAUGUUGGUCUCUGCUUUACAUUCUCGUUCAACGUAGAGACCUCUUCCGUAUUAGCGAUUAGAGACCUGAGCGAAGACGGGUCCUCAUCCCCCGUAUUACGGCUGUUAUGUCUGACGGAUGAAGAUUCGUUGACUUUCACUGCGGACUUGAAUGGAAACGACAUUUUCAAACCUACUCCCAAUGCUCCGGGAUUUGCGGCAGCAUGGGGUGUAAGCAGGAUCGCUUUUGAGCCGUCGGGUGUGAUGGACGUCGGUUUUCGAGCAACAGAUCAAGGAAAGACCUUGUUCUUGCUUCGAGAAGAUGGCGUCGGAAUGACACCUGAACAGUUUGAUAAGUGCCCAUCAGCUGUAUCAUCACUGCUCCCAGGCUUGGUGGCGCAUCGCGUUCCUGAAGAUUCCGUUUCAAUGACAGUAAGGCAGAGUGUGGACAAUGUGAACCCGCUUUCCAAAGAUUUCGAAAUUGAAUUAGGCAGCUGGUCAAAGCGAAUUAUCGAUUGGGAAGAUGACGUCGUGUGGAAGAGGAUAUCUUAUGACCAGAGAGAUCCACUUGACCAUUAUAUGACCAGUGGCCAUAUAGCGUAUCGAAUGCGCUUUCGGUCGUCAUCCAAGUCAGGUUCCCUCACCAUAAACGUACGCCAUUCCGCUGUGAUUUGGUGCAACGGAAAGUCAGUCGGAGGCCAAGUCUGCUUUUCUCAUAACACAAUCUCUGCCGGAGCAAUGCAUGCCGUCGAUUUGCAACACGCCGGGAAGAAGACACACGAUUUGAGUGAGGCCCUGCGUACUGGUCCGGAUGCGAAUGGCUUCCAUAACGUCGUGAUUCUGGUCUUGAGUCUGGGCCAAAGCCGUUCGCCGUUUCUACUCAAUGACGUGCGGAACAGAAGAGGGUUGCUUUCCGCACGUCUGUCCCGGCGGACGAAGGCUAGAGACAUCACAUGGGAACUUGCAGGUGUUGAUGUCACUCGCUCAGAUGAUGCCUACGGGAUGUCGGGCUUGCCUCUAGAAUCAGAUGUCAACACCGCCGCAUAUGACGUUGGGUUUUCAACUUCACCAUCGUUAGACGUUACCCGAAAUGAUGGUCUCGUUUUCUAUAGGAACUCCUUCCGGGUGCCACCCAACUCUAUUCUCGGAGGUUCCGUCCGGUAUCCUCUGCGGAUAAGGGUAGUCUCUGGAGCCCAUGUCAGAGUCAUGAUUUGGGUUAACACGCUAUUCAUGGGGCGGUAUGUGGAAGACCUCGGGCCACAAUCGGACUUUUACGUUCCGGAAGGCUUAAUCAAGGACUACAAGGGAAAUUCAAUCGUUUUAGGAGUAUACGGGCCCGUCGAUACCGACUUGUCCGUCAAAAUUCUCCCUUGGGUAGUCAACCCGGUAUCAGGUAAUCUGGAUGACACGAACGGAGAAGUUUACGCUCUGAAAGUCUCAAGCUUUCAACUUGAUUCGCCAAAAGGAAUUUGA